UAUGAUUUCCGUUCCCCCCAUUGCUGGAUAGCAAAGUAGCUAGGUAUCUCAGGGUUGCUUAUAUGCAUCAUGUUUCUCUUUAUUGUGUAGUAACUUUCAUUAACACAAAGGACUUGGCUGGAAAGUGGACAAGCUACGAAAGGGGUCAAUGUAUUCUCGGCAGUAGAAGGCCACAGCAGGUUGAGCAACUUGACAGUAAAUAGAUGUGUGUGUUUUUUUAUUGGUUCUGUUAAAACGCACACCUGAAAUAAGACUCACUGUGCUAUGGAAGAAGUUGAUAAAAUUUUGAUCCAUUCUUUAAGGCAAACCGGAACAGAAGUCGGGGAGGAAGUACAGAGCGUGAAGCAAUUCUCCAGUGAACUCAUUGUUGAAGCUGUGGUCCGAUGUCUUCGAGUGAUCGAGCCCUCUCUUGCCAAUGGGCUGAGCCACAUUUUACCACCUGGAAUGUCAGCUCGAUUUCGACUAGGAAUGAGUCUUGCACAGGCCUGCCAGGAUGUUGGUUACAAGGGAGAGAUUGGCUACCAGACUUUCUUGUACAGCAAUGAGCCAGAGAUCAGAGCACUCCUUAUGUUCUUGGUGGAGAAGCUGCCUCGUGAAAGCUCGGAAUCCUCUGAUCAGCCAGCAGGCAAAUCUGUAUUGCUUCAGAGAUCUAUUGCAUCUAAAAUAAAAUCGCAACUGGCAGUGCCUUGGAUACCUCCAUCCUGCCGUGUGCCUUUCCUCUGCAAGCAUCAGAACUCAGAUUUGGCUCAUGGUUUUCAUGCUCAGCACCUCAGCAUACCUCAAACCACAGUGCUCUCUGGCAAGAAAAUACCCAAAGAGGUGAAAGAAUAUUGUGAAAAAUAUCUUCUGCCUGUUACUGCCCAACCUUCGCAGCAUGCCUUUCUCUGUGCCUCUCUUUUAGAGAGGAAUUCAGCAGAUAUUAGUGCUGUGCAGGAAUGGGAAUCUGAAUGGAAUAGUCAAGGACUUGCAUCCCGGCUUUCAAUAGAUGAGUACAAAUCCCGUAAGAGACAACGUCUUCAGAAACGUCUUCAUGAUCAGCUUCGCCAUGCUGUUCAGCAAAAUCAAGAAAACCAGCACACAUCACGUUCCAGUUCUGACCUGGCUGAUCUUCUGAAAUCCUUUGGUGCAGGACCUUGUGGUCAUGAAAUCUUGGUUAAGGGAACCCGUUUCACUCAUACAGAGAAAUUCACCUUUACUCAAGAGUCAGAGAAAAUGGUCCAGCAAAUGCAAGCUGCAGCUGACUGUCUUCCAAGCUCAAAGCAAUCAGAAAAAGAAGUACAGGCACGACAAGAAGAAGAAGUUACCGGAUUACAGCAACAAAUAGAAGAUAUAGCUGUAAAAAUUGAAGAAGUGAGCUUGGAUAUAAAGAAGCUCACUCUUUCUGUUAUGCAGGCAUCUGAUGAGAUUCACCAAAAGCAACUAGAAAAUGAGGAGAAAAGUGGAUCAGUGCAGGUGAAGAGCAAAACAGUUGAAUUGCUUCCUGAUGCAGAGAACAACCUUGGCAAGCUGCAGGUUCUUGUUGACAAUAGUGCCAAGCGUAUUGUAAAUCUGGCUUCACAGUGGGAGAAACAUCGAGCUCCGCUAAUUAAGGAGCAUAGACAACUGAAAGAACUUUGUGGGAACAAAGAGUUGGAGUCCUCUCGAAAGGUCUCUGAGAUCAAGGGGCUUCAUGAGAAAAUCCGUCAAUCAGCAGAUGAAGCAAAGAAAAAGGAGGAACUUUACAAACAACUGGUAACAGAGUAUGAGAAUCUUCCAAAAGAUGUGUCUCGUUUAGCAUACACUCAGCGAAUUCUCGAGAUUGUGGGCAACAUUAAGAAACAAAAGGAAGAAAUUACCAAGAUUCUUUCCGACACUAAGGAUUUGCAAAAAGAAAUCAAUAAUCUCACUGGCAAGCUGGAUCGCACCUUUGCUGUGACAGAUGAGCUAGUUUUUAAGGAUGCAAAACGGGAUGAAUCAGUCCGGAAAGCUUACAAAUAUCUGGCAGCUCUACAUGAGAACUGCACACAGCUGAUCCAAACUAUUGAAGAUACAGGAACUAUUAUGAGGGAAAUCCGUGAUCUAGAGGAACAGAUUGACACUGAAAAUGGAAAAAAAACUGUGAGCAAUUUGGAAAAGAUUUUAAGUGACUACAAAGCAAUUCGUCAGGAGAAUUCUGUUUUGGCAGCUAAUAUUCGAGAUGCCUGAACUUCCCAAACCCUAAGUUAUCAAAAUAUUCUAGGCAAGCUGCUAGGCUUGAUGUCAGUUUUUGUCGAGGCCACAGUGAGAGAAUCCUGUAAGGAGCUGAAGAUGAUUUCUGCUGGUAUAAUUUCCAUCAUCUGCCUCAAGCUAAGUCUGGACAAACUCAUGUAUUUUGCUAGAUCACUAACAUGUUACCCACUGAGGCUUGUGGUGAUUUAAUUACUGGGGAGGCAUUUUGUGAUCUGUCUACAACUUUUGAUACCAUUUUAAAAAUUAUGGAUCAAAUGAGCUAUGUUUCUUGAAUUGUUAAAGCAAAAAAUAAGAGGAAUAAAACUGAAAGAAGUCCACAGA
This is a messenger RNA of Polypterus senegalus (gray bichir), 2529 nucleotides long. RefSeq names its product coiled-coil domain containing 22 (gene ccdc22). Lineage: Eukaryota; Metazoa; Chordata; Cladistia; Polypteriformes; Polypteridae. Gene Ontology annotation, molecular function: cullin family protein binding. Gene Ontology annotation, biological process: positive regulation of ubiquitin-dependent protein catabolic process. The coding region runs from base 265 to 2184 and encodes 639 amino acids. The transcript has 16 exons. The record is from RefSeq and is a predicted model, not a curated record.